CGCGACUCCCGCAGCGGCCAUGGCGGCAGCGGGCGCGCUGCGGGGCUUGGUGUGGGGCGGCGGCUGCCGUCGCGCCUCGGCCGCGGUGCCGUUACUGUCGCCGCUGAGGGAGGCGCUAGGGCUUCCGGUUUGCAGGUCAAAGUCAGCGGUCAGCUUUCUUACUCGACCAGAUCGACCAAAUCUUGCUUAUCAUAAACUAAAAGGCAGAAGUCCAGGGGUUAUUUUCCUUCCAGGCUUUAAUUCAAAUAUGAAUGGUCAGAAAGCAGCUGCCCUUGAAGAUUUCUGCAAUUCUUUAGGUCAUGCCUUCAUCAGAUUUGAUUACACAGGAUGUGGAAGUUCAGAUGGCAGACUUGAGGAGUGUACAAUUGGGAAGUGGAGAAAAGAUGUUCUGUCUAUACUGGAUGAACUUACAGAUGGACCACAGAUUCUGGUGGGCUCCAGUAUGGGUGGAUGGUUGAUGCUUCAUGCUGCAAUAGCACGCCCGGAUAAGGUAGCUGCUCUGGUUGGAGUGGCUGUAGCAGCAGAUCAUCUGGUAACAACUUUUAAAAAGCUUCCCCUGGAGGCACAAAAAGAAAUAGAAGAAAAAGGUGAAUGGAAGUUUCCAACCAAGCACAACAAGGGUGGAUAUUACUCCCUGACAUAUGACUUUGUCAGAGAAGCAGCAAAUCACUGUGUGCUGAGCAGCCCCAUUCCUGUCACGUGCCCCAUACGACUCAUUCAUGGCAUGAGAGAUGCUGAGGUCCCCUGGCAGGUCUCACUGCAGGUUGCUGAACGUGUUCUGAGCCAGGACGUGGAUGUUAUCCUCCGCAAGACCGGCCAGCACCGGAUGAGCGAGAAAGAGGACACAAAACUGCUUGUGAAUACUGUUGAUGAUUUGAUUGACAAGCUGGCAACACUGGCAUGAGCUGCAGGGUAGCUUACCUGCAGCAACUCUGCACCUGACUCUCUUCCCUCAGUAGCAAAAACCCUCUUCUUAGCAAGAUGAUGCCAGGCCUGUGACUCCCACAGUAGAUCCUGAGCUUUAUCUGCUGUUCCCUUGCAUCUCUUUCAUAAACACAGGUAUUUUUUGUUCAUGCUGCAUUUUCACAGACAAUCCAAAAUGUGAAGGAGUGCUGCUAUAGUGUUCAGAACCUUUCCUUCACCACUUAAGCCUUUUAUUGCAAGCUUCCUAUGCUUUCAUACCAAAACGUUGAUGCGUUUUUGUUAUGAUUGGCCUGUACAGUAAAACUUUGAUUUCCCAAGUCUUUGAUACCUUUUCAGUAUUCUCUUGCUUUAACACUCUUGUAUCUUACCUCUGUAACAACCUGUGCAAAGCAAAAUGCAACUUAAGGAUUUACCAAAGUUGUUAUUAGGAAUAGUGAAUAACCUGGAGCAUAAUAAACAGAUGUCAGAAAAA
This is a messenger RNA of Dryobates pubescens (Downy woodpecker), 1396 nucleotides long. It is a transcript of the gene ABHD10, whose product is annotated as abhydrolase domain containing 10, depalmitoylase. Gene Ontology annotation, biological process: protein depalmitoylation. The transcript has 5 exons. Gene Ontology annotation, molecular function: palmitoyl-(protein) hydrolase activity; hydrolase activity, hydrolyzing O-glycosyl compounds. NCBI's taxonomy places the organism in Eukaryota, Metazoa, Chordata, Aves, Piciformes, Picidae. Bases 20 to 904 code for a protein of 294 amino acids. The record is from RefSeq and is a predicted model, not a curated record. Gene Ontology annotation, cellular component: mitochondrion.